Eruca vesicaria subsp. sativa (arugula) is the source of this 348-nucleotide messenger RNA. Lineage: Eukaryota; Viridiplantae; Streptophyta; Magnoliopsida; Brassicales; Brassicaceae. The record is from the annotation of a GenBank genome assembly.
AUGAGCUCUUCCACGUCGUCGGCCCGUUCCCACACGCGUAGAGAAACACUACAGGCAGAUUUCGCUUCUUUUAUGAAGUCCACCAUGCAGCGCUUUGAAAAUCAGGAGAAAUACCUCGAUGACGCCAUCCUUGACAUGGAAAAACAUCUCCAAGAGAAAACUACUCUUAUGGCUGAAACAGUCCAAUCUUCAGCCAAAGAAACAUCAACUUUGUCUAUUCAAAAUAGUUUGGUGUCACAAACCCUCGACUCAUAUGUUGCCAAAACUAACUCACUACUUCUAAAUAUUGCUACUGCUACAGUUGUCUUAGGAACAAUGACCUUCAUCUAUGCAAAACUCACUACCUAA